AUGUCGAUGCAUUAUCAGGCCUUGGAUGAAGAAGCUUCCAACGUCGAAGUUGGUGUCGGUGCCGUGUCACCAGAUUGCCAGGUCAGCUCGAGUCUCGCAGUGCAGCCUGGUGCAUUCGCGGAGGUCUAUCAGUUGAUUUCGGCAAACGCUCUUCCAGGAAUCUCAGGAUCUGCGCAUGCUCCCGAGGUCUCCAAGAGUACCUGCCCUGUUGCUCUUCCCUCAUGCAUCCUCAUCUGGUAG
Molecule: messenger RNA, 240 nt
Organism: Parastagonospora nodorum SN15
Lineage: Eukaryota; Fungi; Ascomycota; Dothideomycetes; Pleosporales; Phaeosphaeriaceae
Exons: 2
Coding region: 1-240 (79 amino acids)
Source: RefSeq, a predicted model, not a curated record